AGUUAAACAACACAAACAAAUUUAAACAGAUUAGUCACUAUUAAAGCUCCCAAGGUGUUAACAAGAUUUCGUAACAUCUUAUCGUAGCUGUAAUCAAAGAAACAUACGCCCACCAGCAGCUAGGUCUAACGAGCAGUUAUGACUGACUUGAACAGCACAUUCACAUUUUAAACAAAUCAAUUAAAAUCAUAAUUAAAGCCUCUAGGAUUCUAACAAGUUGUAAUAAGAAAGUUUGGGGGGGGGGGGCAACUCUGAGGGUUAUUAUCUAACAUCGUUGAAAUUCAUUUUUCAAUAGGGCGGAAAGCCUUUCAAUUAAUUUUAAGUUAAAGAAAGGCGGGUUAUUGACUAUGAAGAUCUUACAAGAUUUAGUAACAAGUGAGAGAUGUCCAACUGAUAAAGGCCCUGUUGUUAAUAUGUGUAGUAAUUCAACACAAGGAGGAUCCAGUAUAUUACUAGAUAUAAAUAUACAACCAACAGAUAACUUUAACAGCUGCUCCUGUACACUAAAAUUAAUACGUCCGGAAGUGGGUACAGGAAGAAUAGUUAGCUUUAAUUCUACAACUUUAACCAGGUGGUGUUCGUAUAAUUUAACUUUAAAGACCAAAGCUUCAACUGGUCGGUAUAACUGUGACAUAUCGCCAAAGCCACUACCAUAUAAUCUACAACCAAACGGUGAAGUCAAUAUAUUCUUGCAGAAACAUAAUGGUUCAGAUUUUACAAGAUGUCUUGAAAUUCAAUCAUCAGAAACGCCCACUGAACUUCUGGUUGAAUGUUCUCCACCUACACAGGUUACUCCUUCAACAACCAUGUCAACCGAAGAAACAACUUCUGGUGAUGAUAUGAUCUUUAGUUCUACCGACAGUUUCGAUUUUACCACUUUGGACCCAAGUACAAACCCGCCAGUUGGUGCUAUUAUUGGUGGAUUAUUUGGUGUCGUAGCAGUAAUAGGUUUGGCUGUUAUCGGUGUUUGUCUUUGGAGAAGACAUAAAAGCAAAAGAAUGGAAGACGAGGAUCCGACUUACAAUACCAUAGGUCCAGAAGAUGCUUUUAAUAUAUCACAGCAUGGGUCUCAGAACCCACCAAUACCAUUAAGACCCUCGGGUUAUGAACCUGUUACUUCAAGUCAAUCACAAGUGAAGGGAGGUGUUUAUGAGAACUCUCCUUCGAAACUAUCAACAUCCCCUGAUCAGGCUUAUGAAAGUCUGACUUCAUCCAUGUCACCAUCUUAUGAAAAUAUUGCUGCAACAGCCCCAGAACAUGGUUACGAAAGUCUACGCUUAAACUAACCUAACCAACGCAAAUGCACUGAUCUAGCUCGAAGCAGUGUUUAUCAGUUGUUUUCUUUGUCUUGUUUUAUAUUCCAUAUUUUAUAUUUGACUGGAUUCUAAAAUCCUAUUAUGACCGUCUCGCGUUCUUACUGGUAUACUGUAAAUAGUCAAAAAAAUGUAUAGUUCUCCAAAUGGCGCGAAGACAUUUUCAAUGACCGGUGAGUGUACAAUCAAGCCCACUCAGUUAUUUGAACUGCAGCUGUUCUUUGUAAAUGUUAUUAAACGUAGCUGUUUAAUUUUGUUUUUCGUUUAUUUUGCACAUUUCGAUUACUAUAUAAUGUUACAAUUUUGUAUUUCGUUCAUUUUGUAUUAUGCGAUUAUUAUAUAACAAUGUGUUAAAAUUUUGAAAUUUUAUUUUAUUAUGAGAGUAUAUAUAAUCCUAACAAUUUUGUAUUUCGCUUAUUUUGUCACAUAAGAACUAUAAAAACCUAAUAAUGUUACAACUUGUUGA
Molecule: messenger RNA, 1779 nt
Organism: Patella vulgata (common limpet)
Lineage: Eukaryota; Metazoa; Mollusca; Gastropoda; Patellidae
Exons: 6
Coding region: 348-1286 (312 amino acids)
Source: RefSeq, a predicted model, not a curated record